GUGUUUCCGCUCUCACACCCGACGACAUUUACAACAACAAGACGGAGGAGCUGAGCUAGCUGGCUGGCUGGUACGAAGAAGAGACACGACGGCGCCGGAGGAACAAACAGAAACGCAGAAGACAGAAGACUGAUUGUGAAUGUACUGGGAAAACCACCACAGCUUUACAGAUGCAGCAGAUGUUGUAGAGGUUUAGCUUCCCAGGUGUAGCAGGGACAGUUUUAGUUGUUUUGGUUUGUUUUUAUGUCCAAAAUGAAGAUUUGAGGGAAGUGAGUCCUGAGUUGUGAAACGCAGCUCUCCUAAGCUCAGGUUCUUCAGAGCCCACAUUUCUAGUAAUAUGAGCCAUGGACCCUGGGGCAGUUGAUAGUCCUGUAACCCUGGUCAUUAAGGCCCCCAACCAGAAGUAUGAAGACCAGACCAUUAACUGCUUCCUCAACUGGACUGUGGAGAGGCUGAAGAGCCACAUCACCAAUGUGUACCCCAGUAAGCCGCUGUCUAAAGACCAGCGGCUGGUGUACUCAGGAAGGCUCCUUCAAGACCACAUGCAGCUCAGAGAGGUGCUGAGAAAGCAGGACGGAUACCACAUGAUGCACCUGGUGUGCACUUCACACAGUCCCCCCAGCUCGCCCGUCCCACGGAGCCCCUCCAUGGCCAAUCCCAGUUCUCCUGCCUCUGGCUCCAGCGGUUCAGACAGUGCCAGCUCCUCCUCUUCGGCCACCACACCAAAUCAGGACAGUCAGCCAGCAUCCUCCUCCUCCUCCUCUUAUACCCCUUCUGUCCCUGGAAGUCCUGACGGGCUGAGAUAUCGCGGCAGCUUCACCCCGUACAACCCUCAGAGUCCCCCUGGUGUCGCCCAGUGGCCGGAUGGAGCUCAGGUCCCUUUGCAAGGCGGCCUUCCCGCCAACAUGCCCCCCCACCCCAUGUACAUGCCCAUGCAGAUGCUGUGGUGGCAGCAGAUGUACGCACGCCAUUACUACAUGCAAUACCAAGCAGCAGUCGCCGCGUCUCAGCCUCCCAGCGCCCCGCCUCCCCCCUCUCCCUCACCCUCCCCCCACCAGGCCGCCCGGCCCAACGAAGCCGUGCAGCCGCCGCUGGGGCCGAACCCGGCGCCCAACCCUCUACCAGACAACCCGCCGGCCAACCCCAACAUCCAGAUGAACGCACAGGGCGGCGCUGUGUUAAACGACGACGAGCUGAACCGCGAUUGGCUGGACUGGUUAUAUACCUUGUCUCGUGCUGGCGUCCUCCUCAGCAUUGUCUACUUCUACUCCUCCUUUAGCCGCUUUGUCAUGGUGAUCGGCGCCAUGCUCCUUGUAUAUCUGCACCAAGCCGGUUGGUUUCCCUUCAGACUGGAUCAGCAGCAGAACCUCGGAGGAGGAGAACAGGCCGCGCCUCCUCAGGAGGAAGCAGAGAGACGUCAGGACAUACAGGAAAUGGAACGUUUGAUGGAUGAGGGGAUAGAGGAUGAUGACAGUAGUGAGGAAGGAGGUGGAGGCCCUGAGGACCAGACUGCUGCUGAUACUGAUGCUGCUGCUGCUGCUGCUGCUGAUGAUGCUGCUGCUGCUGCUGCUCUGCCUGAGCCCAACAUCCUCACCACCGCGUGGUCCUUCCUCAGCACCUUCUUCACCUCGCUCAUCCCAGAGGGACGACCUCACCCGGCAAACUAGGUAGACCCCCCCUCCUCCUUUUACCAGCAGGUGUCACUCUAAAGCAAUUCCCACCUUCCUCUUCACUGUCCUAACCACCCCCAUUUAUCUUAACAACUAUCUCUUGGAAACUGAUUCAAAAGAACAGUUUUUAAGCCAGAAGAUUCGACCCGAGCUACUCGGCUACAAACCGUCAACAUGCUGCCAACAAACGGGACCGCGACGAGGCGGUUAGAAAUGUUGUUGUUUAAAAUACAGAAGUGGUGUGAGGUGUUUCAGGGGGAGCAGAUGAACAUUUAUAGAAGAAAUGUCAUGGUAUGUUAUGUUAUUGGAGUAAAUGCUUCAGCAAUUAUGUUUUUUUGAUAGUGAAUAUAGUGACUUGCUGGAGUGAGAUGUCUUCCAUUCAAAGCAGUGAUAAAGUCACACUUCUUAAACCUUUCAAAUGAGACAUGUGACGUUAGUUUGUGGGAAAAAAACAAAAAAAAAACGGGAAUUUCCCUUCAGAGACGUGUCUAAACCAUGGAAACUAUAUCCCUGAAGACACUUUAAUGUAUGCACCCGAUGUGCAUAUGGACUGUGCGGCUGCUGAAGCACAUUGUUUUCUCACUUAAUGUAUGUACACAUGUAAGUAUAUGCAUCUGUAAUUCCUGAACAUAUAUAUAUAUAUAUAUGUAUAUGCUUUUUCAAUAAAAAAAAUCUUG
Messenger RNA from Solea senegalensis (Senegalese sole), 2347 nucleotides. It is a transcript of the gene herpud2, whose product is annotated as HERPUD family member 2. Gene Ontology annotation, biological process: endoplasmic reticulum unfolded protein response. The transcript has 9 exons. The coding region runs from base 345 to 1667 and encodes 440 amino acids. The record is from RefSeq and is a predicted model, not a curated record. Gene Ontology annotation, molecular function: protein binding. Lineage: Eukaryota; Metazoa; Chordata; Actinopteri; Pleuronectiformes; Soleidae.